AUGGGAGCGUGCGGGUCCAAGGACGUCGUGGUGGUGGCCGGCACGCCGGGCGCCAUGCCUGACGCCCCGGUCAAGGAGAAUGCCGCCAAGGCCGAGAAGCCUGCGGCGCCGGUCGAGGUGCCGUCCGGUCCCCAGGUGGCAAAGGACGCAUCUCAUGCGGAUGCGAGCGCGGACACCCCCAAGGCGCAGGAGGUCCAGCAAGCUCCUGCUGCGGCCGCGGAGCCCGCUCCCGCGCCCGAGGCCGGUGCGGCCGAGCCCGAGGCCGAGCCUGCGCAGGAGGAGCCGGCGGAGGCUGCGCAGGCUGCGGAGGAGCCGGAGAAGCCUGUCGAGGGCGCGCAGGAGCCGCAGGGCGAGGAGCCUGCCGCCGCGGACCCCGCGCCUGAGGCCGCCGCGGGCGAGCCCGAGACGGCUGACGCUGCGCAGGACGGCGCCGCGGAGGACGCGGAGCCCGCCGCGGAGCCCGAGGCGGCCGGCGCGGACGUCCAGGCGUCUGUCGCGGAGACAACGGGCGCCGAGCCCGUGCUGGGCGAGGCCGGCGACGCGGCCCCGGAGGACGAGCCCGUCACGCGGAUCUCUGCCAGCCUGGACCCCUCGGGCGACCCGAAGAUCGACGCCAUCGUGGCCAAGUUCGUCAACGACCUUGCCGCGGUCGUCGUGGACCGCUACGCGCGCCUCCGCGUGCGCGCCGCGUUCCAGCGCGUCGCCGUCGACGGCCUGCUCCAGCCCUCGCACGUCCCGGACUUCCUCAGCCUCCUGUUCGGCGAGACCUACAAGCACGCCGGCAAGGCCUUCCAGCUCCGCGCCCAGGAGAGCAUGCGCAAGCUCGAGGUCACGCACGCCGAGGAGGACGGCAUCACGUUCGAGGACCUCGUCGCGCGGUUCAUGCGCGACAUGGACGAGAACUUCGUCGAGCGCGUCAACCGGGAGUUUGAGAAGCUGGACACGGACAUGGACGGGUACGUGUCGCCGCAGGAGCUCAAGGACGCCGUGAAGCGGCACACGGGGAUGGCGCUCAACGACGAGCAGACCAGGCAGCUCAUCAAGGUCUUCGAUCUCGACAACGACGGCAAGGUCAGCAAGGGCGAGUUCACGCAGCUCCUGGCGACGACGCGGCUCGGCGGCGCCACGACGGCCGUCAUCGAGGGCGCGCUGCUCACGCCCGCGCAGGGUGCGGCGUUGCGGGACCUGUACCGGGAGCUGGCGGAGUCGUUCGAGAUGUUCUGCGAGCGCGUCGAGGUGGACGGCGAGAAGAAGCAGGUCCUCGGCGUGGAGCAGAUCGUGACGAUCCUCGAGCAGCGCGACGUGGACAUUGACGCCGACAAGGCGCAGGCAAUGCUGGAGCGUGUGGCGGCGAAGACGCCGGGCAAGGUGGACGUCGGCGAGUGGGCGCACCUGGCCGUGAUCGCGCUGACGCAGCACGCGAAGGGCGAGGAGGACCGCGCGAUCAAGGAGGCGCGCCGGGCGUUUGCGACCUUUGACCAGAACCACAACGGGUUCAUCAGCACGGAGGAGCUCCACGACGUGCUGUGCCGCGAGUUCAGCGACGGCGAGGCGUCGCAGAAGGCCGCGGCGGGGCUCGUGGAGAAGAUGGACAUUCGAAAGGACCACCAGAUCGACCUGGAGGAGUUCUUGGUGUACUGCAUGCGCCUGGAGGCCGACGCGAGCUUCGCGGCGGUGUAG
This is a messenger RNA of Pedinophyceae sp. YPF-701, 1680 nucleotides long. Lineage: Eukaryota; Viridiplantae; Chlorophyta; Pedinophyceae. The record is from the annotation of a GenBank genome assembly.